Messenger RNA from Durusdinium trenchii, 1266 nucleotides. The record is from the annotation of a GenBank genome assembly. Lineage: Eukaryota; Dinophyceae; Suessiales; Symbiodiniaceae.
AUGACGAACUGGGUGACGAUCUUGACCCAAGUCCAGGCACCUAAGGUGUUUGUGGCAAUCGUACUUCUGCUAUCGUGGAAUGACGCUGUGUCUUUUGAUCGGGGCUUCCAAUUCUUAGAGGUCUUCUCAGGGCAGGGUAACGUUUCAAAGAAGAUGCACAGGCUUGGCUACUCUGUGGCCAGCAUUGAUUUUGAUUACUCCAACAAACACAUGGACUUUCUCAAUGUCUCUGGGUUCCUGCUCGCGAUCUACGUGCUGAUGAAUAUGGCCCCCCGCGGGCUGACCCUGUGGGCACCAGUCUGUGGAUCAUGGGGGUUGCCUUGUAGGCACACCUCUGGGAGAUCGAUCAUCAACAUUGCAGGAAACACCUGCUACCAAUUCGUCAGGGAUGGAAACCUUAUGAUUUCUCGGCUGACAUUGGGCCUGUUGCUUGUGACUGCAUUGAAUCUGUUUUGGUUGCUGGAGCAACCAUCGCAAAGCCUGUUACAGCACCACAAGAGAUACGAAUGGUUUUGCAACCGUGUGGCAUGGGUGUUUCAAACCCACUUCUGGCUUAUGCACCACGGAUCGAAAUCUGCCAAGCGGACUGUCUUCUAUGGGAACCUCUCUACCAUGAAUCACUUGGACAAGGGAGUCCUUUCCAAGAAAGAGAAGGAGUUGAAGACCAAAGUAUCCACAACCAGAAGCUACCGUGACCAGAACGGUGUCAAGCGCUUUGUGGGGAAGAAGGAAGAACUCAAGUCGACACAGUCUUAUCCUGAACGACUUGGAGACAGCAUUCAUGAGCUCUAUGUGGAAGAGCUUAGGUUGGACAUGGACCACCAACUCAAAAGCGGCGUUGACUUUGUCAUGUCCCCAACGGCCCACAUGACGUGGGCUGAUGAGGAUUUCAUAGGGGUAAAGGAGGAGAUGGAGGUCGCAGUCGGCGCCAUCAUCCGGAUCUCCCCAGGUCACCACGUUCACACUUCUGAUUUUGUCAAAACGGGCGUCGGAUAUCACUCCACCCAUCAUGACCCCACAACCAUGAACAUUCUGCUGCCGGAAAAGCUUGCGAGCAAGGGAAAUACGUCGAGCAUCGACGACAACGCCUUGCACACUGGUCGCAUCUCUGCGGCUGCUAUUCAGAAAACUUUGGAAGCGCUGCCAGCGCCAAGACUCACGAAUCUCAUGAGCAUCCCUUUCUGUGAUUGGGUUUUGAAGAUUCAAAUUCCAGUUUUGCCGCGGGUGAUUCCACAUCCACGGCGCUACACUUGUCCACCCAAGUGA